Molecule: messenger RNA, 2953 nt
Organism: Scophthalmus maximus (turbot)
Lineage: Eukaryota; Metazoa; Chordata; Actinopteri; Pleuronectiformes; Scophthalmidae
Gene: slc25a24l
Product: solute carrier family 25 member 24, like
Exons: 13
Coding region: 1201-2544 (447 amino acids)
Biological process (GO): transmembrane transport
Molecular function (GO): calcium ion binding; ATP transmembrane transporter activity
Source: RefSeq, a predicted model, not a curated record
CCGAGCCACAACGGUGGAGCGGUCUGUAUUCACUUCCUUCUUUCCUUCCUUCCUUCCUUUCCUCGUCGUCCCCACGACCCCGGGCUGCUCUUCGACGGUGAAAAGAUUCGGCAGGUGAGACGAUGAUCGACUGAGGAGACAAAUGAAUGGACGGACGUGGCGCGCCGAGAGGAGAGAUGGGCGCACUCGGGAGCCAGGGGCUGGUCUGGAGGCUGGCGGAGGAGAUUCAGUCGGGACCGGUGUCGAACAGGGCGCCGCAGACAGACACACGCUGCAGCGGGAUGAAGACCAUCUAGAGGCGACACAAGGGAGGACCGGGCAGACAGGGCAACUGGCCAGGGCCCCCACCCCCAAAAGUCCCGGGUUUACUCCAGGUCAUUUGGAUCAACACACAAUUUAAUUAAAUGGAUAAAUUAACUAUGACGUCUUUUUACCUUUUGCUUAACCAUAAAAUGUCUUUGUAUAAGUCGUUUUUCACGUGGAAUACCUGGCUAUAUGAGAUUAUGAUGGGAAUUCUUCACGUGAGGAACCGUUUCACACAUGAUAAACAUGUUAUGUGUUUCUUAGGUGACAGACUCAGUUGUCGUCUGUAAAUUCUUUAUGACACCAUAAAACAAUUUGAUACAUAUGAGAAAACAAUGUCAGACAUCCGACUGAUUAAUAACUAAAUAAUUUCUUGAAAAAGAUAAUUGUAGAUGUUAUAUGAAUAUAGAAGUAGCAAAAAUGCACAACGAGCCAUUGGACUGUGAAAGGCAGAUCAUGAAUGGUAGUGUGUGUGUGUGUGUGUGUGUGUGUGUGAGAGAGAGAGAGAGAGAGUGUGUGUAGGCUUAUUAUCCAGAACAUUCCUAUUGUAUCCAAUUGGCUCCACACAUCAAACUAAAGGUCCACAAAUAGAGGAGUGGGGCCCAGACAGUGAUGAUUGAAAAUGAUGAUGGGGGCUUUGCUGUGGUCGCCUCUUCUGCAGCCACAGCGCCACCUGCUGCUCCACAGAGGAAGUGGAAAUUGCUUCUCUCUUUGAGCCAACGACAAGAGCUCUGACACUGCAUCGACUGCAUGAGUCAGCGUCUGUGCAAUAAGGCUGCAGGGUGAUAAACUCUGCUCAUCACCGAAGCUUUAUCUCUCUCCUUUCAAAAGAGGACCUGCAGCGGAUAAAGCAGCCUGGCAUAUUCAUCUUUUUUUUCUUCCUAUACAACCCUGAAUAUGGAUCAGUUUCGAGGGUUAUUCGUUAAACUGGACCAAAACAAAGAUGGAUUCGUAUCAGUGGCAGAGCUGCACAACGAGAUGAGGACACAUGGGAUCAUCUCCGCAGAUGCCAAGGCCCAGAAUAUCAUUGAUUCUUAUGACAAAGACCACGACGGCCUUUUGAAUUAUGAAGAGUUCCUCAGCUAUAUGAUGGCCAGAGAGAGGAAGUGGAAAAUUCACUUUCAUGACCUUGACAAGAACAAGUGUGGGGCAAUUGACCAGGAGGACAUCAUAUGUUUGUUUAAGGAGUUAGGAGUGGUCAUUUCAAAGCCGAAUGCAAAAAAAAUUAUACAAAUGAUGGACGAGGACAGUUCGAUGACGGUGGACUGGGGUGAAUUCCUGCACCAUGUCAUCCUCAACCCCGUGGACAGCAUCGGGGAGCUGGUGACCUCAUGGAAACACCAGCUGGUUUUUGAUGUCGGGGAGAGUCGUGCGAUGCCCCUCGAGUUCCCCGAAGAGGCGUCUGGUUUUGGUGCGUGGAGGUCGUUUGUUGUGGCAGCAGGACUGGCAGAUGCCGUAUCCCGGACUGUGACGGCGCCCAUCGACCGCCUCAAGACCCAACUCCAGGUUCAUGGAUCCAAGGCCUUCUCCCAGGGCUUCCACGAGAUGAGAGCAGGCGGCCUGCGUUCGAUGUGGCAGGGCAACGCCGUCAACGUGCUGAAGGGAACGCCACAGUCGACACUGCAGUGUCUUAUCUACGCCCAGCUGAAGGUCUACACCCAAAACCGAACCCAGGAGACUCUGACGGUGCAGCAGCGUUUCGGGUUGGGCUGCGUCUCCGGUGCCGUCGCUCACGCUGCCUUCUACCCUUUAGAGGUGUUAAAGGUGAGACUGAACCUGCAGCAAGCCGGCACCUACAAUGGCAUGGCGGCCUGCGCCCGAUCCAUUUACAGACACGAGUCUCUGUCCUCGUUUUACAGAGGAUUCAAGCCCAGUAUCCUCUGCAUGAUCCCCUACGCAGGCAUGGAGUGUGCGGUUCACCAGUCGAUCAUGAACUGGGCAAAGAGUGAUCCGGCCUACAACAGUGACUCCAAACUGUUUUUCUUCAGUUUCGUGGCCUUCGCCUCUGGACAAAUGACCAGCUACCCACUGGCAGUGAUCCGCACUCAGCAGCAAGCGCAAGCUUUCAGCUCAGAAUCACGUCCGGCUUCAGGUGUUUUUGAAGGACUUAUUGGGAUAUAUGAAAGACGUGGACUUAGGGGAUAUUAUAACGGCAUGGGAGCCAGCUUUGUCAGGGCUGUUCCAUGUGCCUUGAUCAACUACACUUUAACUAGAACAUUUGAAAAUCUGUUGGAGUCUUGAGCUUUAGCAGAGAGGUUGUUUUUCUUUUCACACUGAGCUGUCAGGAUAAUCAGGAACACAAAAAAAUAAUACAAAAACUGUGGACUCUGGGUAAUGUGAACGGGGUGACUGAAAAUAAUGGGAAUCCAGAAAAAGAGUCACGUCUCCCCAGACAUGCAUUAUCAUGUGAUACAGCCUUUAAUACCUCUGCAGCUUAAAGACUUUUACCCUCUGACCAAGACCUGGAGACGCGGUGAAGUUUUUGUGAAUAAAGUAAAACCUCAUUGUGUGCUUAUGCAUGGUUCGACUUGAGAUUUACAUUGUGACUAAAUACUAAUGUGUGAUAACGGCCCACUUAAGACUGAGCAGUGUAAAUGAGGACGUGUUGAAGUGUGAGCUGUGUAAUAAAGUAUGACAUUUUAAAUCAUAA